Setaria italica (foxtail millet) is the source of this 767-nucleotide messenger RNA. RefSeq names its product probable small nuclear ribonucleoprotein G. NCBI's taxonomy places the organism in Eukaryota, Viridiplantae, Streptophyta, Magnoliopsida, Poales, Poaceae. The record is from RefSeq and is a predicted model, not a curated record. The transcript is spliced from 4 exons. Gene Ontology annotation, molecular function: RNA binding. Gene Ontology annotation, cellular component: U2-type prespliceosome; U1 snRNP; catalytic step 2 spliceosome. Gene Ontology annotation, biological process: spliceosomal snRNP assembly; mRNA splicing, via spliceosome. The coding region runs from base 145 to 390 and encodes 81 amino acids.
AGACCACGGUCGACGGCCCGGGGAUUAUUUAGGGUUCUGGGUUCUCGAGGCGGCGGCGGCGGCUACCCCUUUCUCUGUCUUCGCAAGGCUUAGGGUUUGGUUGGUCGGAGAAGCUUGUAGUAGAUCCUUCGUUAGGGAGUCGCCAUGAGCCGGUCGGGGCAGCCUCCGGAUCUGAAGAAGUACAUGGACAAGAAGCUCCAAAUCAAGCUGAAUGCAAACCGUGUUGUCAUUGGCACCCUUCGUGGAUUUGAUCAGUUCAUGAAUCUGGUCGUGGACAACACAGUGGAGGUCAACGGAAACGACAAGAACGACAUCGGGAUGGUGGUUAUCAGGGGGAACAGUGUUGUCAUGAUUGAAGCCCUCGAGCCGGUUGCCAAGGCUGCUCAGUGAAUCGUCAGCCUGGUUUAGUAGCUAAUAAGCUGGUAGUGUCAAUUCAAAACUGGUGUAUGCCAUUGGGCACGUUGUAUCCUGAGUUCCUGACACUUAUUCAUGUGCAAGCUUAAGCACCUUUGUAUAGUUUAGCCAGCAUUUCGAUUUGGAGUUGCACAACGCCACAACCUGCCAGAGUGUUAUGCACUUAUGCUGGUGGGAUUCGUGCUAUCUUGGUAGCGAACGUGUUAUGUACCUGUUCUGGCAGGAGUUAUCAGUUAACUUAAAAUCCAAUACGUAGUAGGUAAUAAUGUGGCUGUCAAAUCAUCGGGCAUGUUUGCAUCUCUUAACAAUUUCGUUUCUCAGAAGCAUGAAUGCAUUAUCUCCCUUUGGAUGUU